Coregonus sp. 'balchen' is the source of this 1587-nucleotide messenger RNA. The record is from the annotation of a GenBank genome assembly. NCBI's taxonomy places the organism in Eukaryota, Metazoa, Chordata, Actinopteri, Salmoniformes, Salmonidae.
AUGUGGGCCUCCAGGAGUCUGUCUUUAAGGGGCUGAGUAAACUACGUCUGCUUGAUAAAUAAAUAAUAAAUAAAUAAAUUGGUCAUUUAGCAGACGCUCUUAUCCAGAGCGACUUACAGGAGCAAUUAGGGUUAAGUGCCUUGCUCAAGGGCACAUCGACAGAUUUUUCACCUAGUCGGCUCGGGGAUUAGAACCAGCGACCUUUCGGUUACUGGCACAAUGCUCUUAACCAUUAAGCUACCUGCCACCCUUGAUCUUCAGAACAACCAUAUCACCAACCUGCAUUCCAACACCCUCUCCACCCUGGUGAAGUUGGAGUGCCUUUACCUGGAUGGAGAUAAGAUUGAGACGGUGCAAGUCGCUCUGAGACUCCCCCGACUGAAUCUGUUGUGCUUGGGGAACAACAAGAUCCCCUCUUUUCCCUCAGCCUUUUUCACAUCAUUACAGUCCCUGAUGACACUGUGUUUGCCAGGGAACCUCCUAUAAAGUUUCCCACACAAUCUCCCUCACGCCCUGUCCCACCUGAACUUGGACAGGAACCAAAUACGAGCACUGAGGAACCGAGAGAUGGGCCAACUCCGCAACGUCACGUCUCUAUCUACGUCCUACAAUAGGUUGGUUUCUUUGGAUGGUGGCCUUUGCUUUCCCAACCUCACAGUGCUGGAGCUACAGGAAACCACCUGAUGGUGCUUUCCAGUAGACUGAGCCCCAAACUGGAGAGACUGGAUUGCAGUCAGAACUCCAUCCAGGAAGUCACCUUCCAGAACCUGUCUGGAAUGAAACAGCUGAAGCAUCUCUUCCUGGAGAAUAACACAAUGUGGAACUUUGAAGCUAAUGCUCUGAGGAACAGCGUUCACUUAACCAACCUGGCACUGGAACAGAACCUCCUCUCAUCCAUUCCAGAUGGGUAUGUAUGUAUUUCAUCCCUUUGAUAUGGUGCUUCAGUAGCAUGUUAUAGACUAAUGAUUGUAAUAACAUUAAUGAAUCAAUUAAAUGCACUUUAAGUGGUACACCACACUUGAAUAACAUUAUAUAUGUGUUAUACAUUCACUUAAGUAUUACUAAUACUUUGUACAAUACAUUGGUAGAAUAGUGGCCUAACCACAUUCUAGGUCUUUGGGUAAACCAAUUUGAGUAUAAAACCAAAAGGCAAUAGAUAAACACUUAUUGUGGUGAGAGCUUCCAGAGAGUCUGAUCCACCUGGACUUGAAAGGGAACUGCAUUGAGGCCAUCCAAGAGCAGGAGCUGAGGUCCCUGAAGUGUCUGCAGGUGUUGAACCUCCGGAGGAACAAGCUGACCUCCCUCCCCCAGAUCACCCUGGACAUGUUGCCCUGGCUGAGGACCAUCUACUUGGAUGGGAAUCCCUGGAACGGCAGCUGUGAGCUCCUGAGGGUCAAGAGGACCCUGCUGGCCAGGAGGGUGGAGAUCCCUAACGAGCUGUGUAAUUAGCUAGUCAGUGUGUCAGGGGACAGCUGGAGAGCGUACCUGAUGGCCCUAGACAGGUGUGAGGAGUACUUCAAGAAAACCACACCUGAGGACCAAGUGGAGCAGACCGACACUGAGGAGUAUUAUGAUUAUGAUUCCUAG